Molecule: messenger RNA, 3388 nt
Organism: Syngnathus typhle (broad-nosed pipefish)
Lineage: Eukaryota; Metazoa; Chordata; Actinopteri; Syngnathiformes; Syngnathidae
Gene: txndc16
Product: thioredoxin domain containing 16
Exons: 20
Coding region: 400-2880 (826 amino acids)
Source: RefSeq, a predicted model, not a curated record
UUGUUUGAUAUAGAAGAACCAGAGAAGUAAUUGAAAAAGAAAAAACAAGAUGAACCUAGUACAACCAAUAACAGAAUCUGACAUUUGGAUCCCAAUGAGUUUCUCAACGAUACAAUGUUACAGUGUAGCUUCUCCAAAUUAUUUUUCUAAUGGUGAACGAUUUUUCCACAGUCUUGGUUUGGUCGCUUAUUAAAAAAAGACAACCGCAAGCAAGCAACUGGUAGCUAGCACGCGAUGUUGUCACCCGAUUGUUCUUAUUUGAACCCAAAGCACAUUUUUUUGCAUCUUUCAAGUGUUUUCCACUGUGAGAAAUGAGGUAGCUGCUGUCGUUAUGGUGAGGGUUCUUGCCCUUUGUGCACUUUAACAUUCCUCAGGAGGGACAAGCAAGGCCAAGUUGGCAUGAUGUGGCUGCGUGUGACUUUCCUGCUGCUGUUCACAAAUGCCGUGGGAUGCACAGACAUAUUCAACACUUCAGGCCUGCUCCUAGAAUUCACAGCUGUGGACUUUUAUGAAAAAAUUAAUUCUGGAAAGAUGAUCUUCAUCUAUUUUGAAAAUCAAGUCUCCCAAAGCAUCUCUCUCUUCUUGGGGGAAUUGAAAAAGUCUGCAGAUGUUCUGAAAGAUUAUGGAAUACUAGUGGGCAAGAUCAACUGCAACAAGGAGAUGGUUCCCUCAUACUGCAUGAAAGAAACGGCGCAGCAUACUGCUUUUCUUUUUAGGGAUGGUAAGGAGUUUGUGAAUUUUGAUUUGGACACUGUGUUUGACGUCAACUCCGUUGUCUCUGAAGUCUUGUUUGCCAUUCUACGCGACGAAGUAAAGUACGUGCAUUCAGACGCCGACCUCUCGGUCAUGGAGAAAUCAGUCAAAGGGAAGAAAGAUAUUGUGCUGUCUUAUGUCAAUAGUCUUGGCACACAAGAGCACAGAUCGGUAAUGGAGACUGCUUAUGUGUAUGGAUCGAAGUAUCAGUUCAUCCUCAUAACCGGGGGCCCUGUCUUGAAGCAUUUAGGUGUUCACAGAGCCUCGCCGUUGUCUCGAGUGUGGUUCCUCCACUGUACGGCUCCCUACUCUGAGCGAUGCCCUUUGACACCAAUGAGGACACCACUGUCCACACUAAGCCUGCACACAUUCCUGCAACUCAUGGAGGCUCCGCUGUUGGCCGAAGUGUACAAAGACCCUUCAGCUGUUGCAAGACCUCAAUUCCCUUACCAGCAAACACCUCAGGUCUUUCUGUUCUCAAAUUCUGAAACAGAGCAACUUGACAGGGACACAGCCAACACACUGGCCUGGAGGCUGAGAGGCAUCGCCCUGCUGACGCUUGUGCACAGGAAGAGCCCUGCCGUGAAAACUCCUGUUGAAUAUAACGUGGCUUACAAGUUGCCGGAUAAGGGGUUUGAGGUCAAAUAUUUGACCUUGGACAACCUGGAUGCGCUCUUGGAGCUCUUCUACCAUCAUGAGGCAGAUGAAAUGCAAGAUGAGGAGCUGGAAGGAGAAGAGUGUGAUACUGAGGAUAAUGUCUCUAAUGGGGAUUUGGAGGAUGAGAUCGUGGCAUCUGUCUAUGAGAACCGAGGCCACUUGGUGCAUAUGGACUCCAUUACCCAACUGACGUCUGACGACUUCCCCAAUGCAGUUGCUCAAAGCGGCCUCACAGUGGUGCUUUUCUACCUUAAAUGGGACGCUGUAUCAACAGCCUUCAUCAGCUCAUUUACAGAAGUGGCGGAGAGGCUUGGAGAUGCUGGCGUCGUUGAUGUUCACAUGAGCGCAGUGGAUUGUGGAGAAUGGACCGACCUCUGCGCUGCUCAGCCUGUCGGCUCCCGCCCAGUCCCAUUCAAGCCAAUCACUGCUUUCCCAAGUGUCCUGCUGCUCAGCCCUCAGGAGCUGAUUCAGGAGUACAGAGGGAUGCUGGGAUGUGAGCCGCUACUUCGCUUCAUUUUGCUGAGCCGGCCGUCCUCUCCCCAGAUAUUGUCUACUCAGCAGGAAGUGACAUCAUUCCUUCAUGUGACGCCUCAUCAUGAGCUAGCAGGCUUUAUCCCUGACAGAAUAGUCGGACUGUUUAGUUCGCAUGCACAUGCAGCAGGUCUGUCAGCUUUUAAUGAAGCGGCAAAGUCAUUGCGAGGGAGGGUGCUGAGUGCCCUGCUGACAGACGUGCUGGCACAGGAAUGGGCUGCCGACCUGUCAGUCAACCUUCCUGCCGUUUUAGUGUUUCCAUCCUGGAGGAGAGACUCCCAGCCCUCUGUGUUGACGCUGUUCUCUUCUGUAGAUAACUUGGUCUCCCAGAUUGAUGCAGCACUGCUGCAUCCUUUGCCUGAACUGACAGUGGAAAACCUGCCAUCCUUCCUCAGCUUGGGAAAAGCUCUUCUUCUGCUUUUUGUCGGAGAAGAGGAAGACGAGAUCGGUCUGAGGCAGAACAAGGCGCUGCUGGAGGAGAUGAAAGGCGUGCUGGAAUUGGGAGGCGAGAGAAUGGAGCCAUACUUGACCUGCUGGAUCCAUCUUGGUCGCACUCCAGCUGGUAUGUCAGUCCUGGGUUCAUACCUGGGUUCCAUGCCUCCUCUUCCUGCCCUGGUUCUCACUCAUUUGCCCUCCGGACAUGAAGUUUACGAGUAUCCACCCAACACACCCAUCACGGCCCAGUCUGUCCUGCAGUGGCUGCAAAGAGUGGAGGAAGCUAGAGAGUCCCCUGCAGGGAUGUUAGGUAAAGAUGACUGGCCUCCCUCCGUUGAGUUCUAUGACUUUCUGAAAAUCAUGGACGAGGAGGAGCCCGGCUUUGCAAAACAACGUGGUCCUAAAAAGCAGGAAAAAGAAGUGGAGAUGGAUGAAGCAGGGUUGGACGUGGAGGAAGGAACAACAGAUUCCUCCUACCGCACGCCUCAUCACUCUGAGUUAUGACAAAUCAUUUACAGGUGAUUCCAUGAUAGUAACAUUCAAUGCCCAGUGCUUGAGAUGUUAGAACUCGGUCAACUGUGAUUGUAUAUUAAUUGUAUUUAAAAGUGAAAUACAUCUAAACGGUACUUAACAAAUGCAUUUUAUGAGAUUUAAAAAAGAAAAAGAAAAACAGCAGUACCAUUAUGUACUGUUUGAUUGUAUUUUAAUUUUCUUUGUUUUAAUUUUGUGAUUUUUGCCAUACCACUAGAGGGAGCCUGUGUAUUACACAGGAUAUUUUAAUCGCCAGGAUUAUUUUUCAGAAUUAUACUUUGGUAUUUUUGUAAUGCUGUAUAAAAAAAAAACUACAUGAGAGGUUUGGUUGAGGAGCAUGCUUUCACUAAAUCACCCAAAUUCCAGUGCCCUUAUAUUAAGGUAUGUCUGUAUCGCAUAGGCUCAAUUUGUUAAAGGACACCCUUAAAGUGUCCAGUUUCAACAUGGUAAUAAAAUUCUGUCAAUAUUUGUAUAAAUAUCA